AUGGAUGGUAUAGAAGAACCUCAGAAAAAAAUCUUUAAGGCUCGAAAAACAAUGAGAGUAAGCGAUCGCCAACAACUUGAAGUAGUGUACAAGGUCAAAGAGGAAUUAUUAAAGACUGAUGUCAAGCUGUUAAAUGGAAACCAUGAAAAUGGAGAUUUGGAUUCAACCUCACCUUUGGAAAAUAUGGAUUAUAUUAAAGAUAAGGAAGAGAUUAAUGGUAUUGAAGACCUUUGCUUUGACCCGCAGCAAAGUAAAACAGAAUGGAAAGAAACACCCUGCAUCUUAAAUGUUAGUGUUAAAAAUAAGCUGAAUGAUGAUGUAAAUAGUGAACAUUUAUUUCCUAAUAGUAUCAUUCCUCAACCAGCCUCUCCACUGACUUCUAAACCACCCUCUGAUCUUUUGGCCCCUGGUGAUUCUGUCUCUGAAGUACUGGCCUUGGGUGAUCCUGCCUCUAGUGAUCCUGCCUCUGCUGAUCCUACUUCUGGUGAUCAUACCUCCAGUGAUCCUGCCCCUGGUGAACAAGCCACUGGUGAAACUGCCUCUGGUGAUCCUGCCUAUAGUGAUCACACCUCCAGUGAUCCUGCCUCUGUUAAACCCACCUCUGGUGAACCCACCACCUCUGGUGAACCUGUCGCCUCUGGUGAACCCUCUUCUAGUGAAUCUGCCUCUGUUGGUCCCACCUCUGAUGAACUUCCCUCUGAUGAAGCCACAUCUAGUGAGCCUGCACCAAAUGAUCUGGUAUCUGGUGAUCAGGCCUCUGGUGAUCAGUCCUUUGGAGCACUAACAGCUGGUAAACCUACCUCUGAUGAACCAGCCUCUGAUAAAUCAGCCUCCAUUGAACCAACCUCUGAUGAACCAACCUGUGGAACUUUGGCUUCUGAUGGUCAGCCAGCCAUUGAACCCUGUUCUGUACCAGUUUGUGAAGCAGUUCCUGAAACUACAGAACCUAAUAGCAAUAAAGAUGAUGAUUUUCUUGUAAACAGUAAGAAUGAUGAAAAGUUAGAUGAAACUAAGAUUAAAGACUCAAGUGAAGAGAAAAAUCAAGGUGUUGGUAAUAUUGAAGCUAAUGAAGAAGCUUUAGAAAAAGAUGAAUCUCUUAUUUGUUCAGAUCUACCUCCUGAAAAGGAAAAGAAGGUAGAAGAAGAUGGUCUCCCAGAACUUGCUCUUGAAGAAGAGGCUAUAUCUAGUAGUAUGGAAAUUGAUCAAAAUGAGAAAAAUGAAGAUGAAAAUUCUUCAGAUCUUGCAGAAACUAUUAGUAAAAAUGUUAUAGAAGUCGAUAAAAAUGAGAAUAUGUUAGAAAAUACAGAUUCCAUGGAGACAGAUGAAAUUAUUCCUAUUCUGGAAAAGCUUGCACCUGCUGAAGAUGAACUUACUUGCUUCUCUAAAACUUCACUCCUUCCAAUUGAUGAGACAAAUCCAGAGUUGGAAGAGAAAAUGGAAGGUUCUUUUGGUUCACCAUCUAAACAAGAAAGUAGUGAGAGUUUGCCAAAAGAAGCCUUUUUGGUCCUCUCUGAUGAAGAGGAUAUUUCAGGUGAAAAAGACGAGUCUGAAGUUAUACAAAGUGAGACAUGCUCUCCAGCUGAAGUAGAAAGUAAUGAAAAGAACAGUAAACCUGAGGAAGAUGACGAAGUAAUACAUGAAAAUGUUGAAAGACCUGAGAAAAAUGACUUUUCCAGGAGAAAGCGUGCUAAAUCAGAGGACAUGGACACUGUGCAGACCAAACGUUGUCGAUACAUGGAAGAAGAAUAUGAGGCAGAAUUUGAAGUAAAGAUUACAACUAAAGGAGACAUUAACCAGAAGCUUCAAAAGGUUGUGCAGUGGUUGCUGGAAGAAAAAUUGUGUACGUUGCAGUGUGCUGUAUUUGAUAAGACUUUGGCAGAAUUGAAAACAAGAGUGGAAAAGAUUGAAUGUAACAAGAGGCAUAAAACAGUUCUUACUGAACUACAGGCCAAGAUAGCCAGGUUAACUAAACGAUUUGGAGCAGCCAAAGAAGAUCUUAAGAAAAGACAAGAAAAUACACCAAACCCCCCUGUAUCACCAGGAAAGUCUGCAAAUGAUAUCAGCAGUAAUAAUAAUGUUCCAUACAGAAAUGCAGGCACAGUGAGGCAGAUGCUGGAGUCCAAAAGAAAUGUAAACGAGAGUGCACCGCCAUCCUUUCAAACCCCUGUGAAUACAGUAUCGUCAACCAAUCUUAUCACUCCUCCAGCAGUUGUCAACAGUCAGCCUAAAUUGCAGACUUCGGCAGCUUCAGGUUCUCUACCAGCAACACCAGUUCUUCCUGCACCCAAAACAGCUACAGUAGUUGCUACUACUCAGGUGCCUAGUGGAAAUCCUCAACCUACAAUCUCUUUACAACCUUUACCAGUGAUUCUGCAUGUACCUGUUGCUGUAUCUUCUCAACCUCAGCUCCUGCAGAGCCAUCCGGGGACUAUAGUGACUAACCAGCCUUCAGGCAAUGUUGAAUUUAUUUCUGUGCAGAGUCCACCUACAAUGAGUGGUCUUACCAAAAAUCCAGUAUCUUUGCCAUCAUUGCCAAACCCCACAAAACCAAACAAUGUUUCCUCUGUGCCCAGUCCUAAUAUUCAAAGGAAUUCUCCUGCCAGUGCUGCACCACUAGGGACACUUGCUGUUCAGACUGUUCCAACAGCACAUUCUAUUGUACAAGCCACAAGGACUUCUUUACCCACAGUAGGCCCAUCAGGACUCUAUAAUCCAUCAAAUAAUCGUGGUCCUAUACAGAUGAAAAUUCCAAUCUCUGCUUUUAGUACUUCAUCUUCUGUAGAACAGAACAGCACUACCACCCCAAGAAUAGAAAACCAGACAAACAAAACAACAGAUGGUUCUGUUAGCAAGAAAGCAGCUGAUAGUACAUCACAGACUGGGAAAGCCACAACAAGUGAUUCAGGAGGUAUCAUUGACCUCACAAUGGAUGAUGAAGAGAGCAGCACUUCACAAGAUCCUAAAAAGUCAAUUCAUACUCCUGUAUCAACUGUUGGUUCUUCUCAGACUGUGAGUAGACCUUUGCAGCCCAUACAGCCAGCACCCCCAAUUCAACCAUCUGGGGUUCCAACAAGUGGACCAUCUCAGACAACAAUACACCUGCUACCUGCAGCUCCAACCACCGUGAAUGUAACACAUCAUCCAGUAACUCAGGUUACCACAAGACUCCCUGUACCAAGAGCACCUGCAAACCACCAAGUUGUUUAUACAACUCUCCCAGCACCACCAGCACAGGCUCCCCUUCGAGGAACUGUUAUGCAGGCUCCUGCUGUUCGGCAAGUCAAUCCUCAAAAUAGUGUCACAGUUCGAGUGCCUCAAACGACUACGUAUGUUGUAAACAAUGGACUAACACUGGGAUCAGCAGGGCCUCAGCUCACGGUACAUCAUCGACCACCACAAGUGCAUCCUGAGCCCUCACGUCCUGUGCACCCUGCACCCUUACCAGAAGCCCCACAACCCCAGCGUCUACCCCCAGAAGCUGCCAGCACAUCUCUGCCUCAGAAGCCGCACUUGAAGUUAGCACGAGUUCAGAGUCAAAAUGGCAUUGUACUGUCAUGGAGUGUUCUGGAGGUAGAUCGAAGCUGUGCCACUGUUGAUAGCUACCAUCUCUAUGCUUAUCAUGAGGAACCUAGUGCCACUGUGCCCUCUCAAUGGAAGAAGAUUGGGGAAGUAAAAGCACUUCCUUUGCCCAUGGCAUGCACUCUCACUCAGUUUGUAUCUGGCAGCAAGUACUACUUUGCAGUACGAGCAAAGGAUAUUUAUGGACGAUUUGGACCUUUCUGUGAUCCUCAAUCAACAGAUGUGAUCUCUUCUUCCCAGAACAGUUAAACCUUGGAGCCUUUAUCUCUGUUCCUCUUUCAGAACUUGUACUUUUUGGUCUUGUUUUUAAUCUUGUGCAUGAUGAUACCCAUUGUAAAAUCAACAUUCUGCAAGAUUUCUUGGACAUUUGUGUCUAUACACUACAUUUGUUUAUAACCAAAAGUAAAAUAAACUCAGCCUAUAAAGCAAGAAUUUAUUUUCCUGAACAACUCUAACUUCAGGGUUUUUCAAAUGUAAAUGUGCACCUUGCUUUUAGUUUUGAGGCUGGGGAAUAUUUGUGGGCACUUGGGUGUUGGUUUUUCUUUCUUUGUUUACAUGUUUCUUGCAGUGAGAUCGCUUACUUUCAUUCUCAGAUUUACCUCUUCCAUUGAAGUAGAGCAAAGGAUCUCUGAGGUAUGUAACUGGCAUGAUACGAUUCUGCUUGUUAGAAAUAGGUAGGGUCAUAGUUAAGGAUUUAAACUUAAUCUGAACAAAGCCCAGAG
Messenger RNA from Elephantulus edwardii (Cape elephant shrew), 4301 nucleotides. It is a transcript of the gene ATF7IP, whose product is annotated as activating transcription factor 7 interacting protein. The coding region runs from base 1 to 3828 and encodes 1275 amino acids. Gene Ontology annotation, cellular component: transcription regulator complex; nucleus. The transcript has 14 exons. The record is from RefSeq and is a predicted model, not a curated record. Gene Ontology annotation, molecular function: protein binding; transcription coregulator activity. Gene Ontology annotation, biological process: regulation of DNA-templated transcription. NCBI's taxonomy places the organism in Eukaryota, Metazoa, Chordata, Mammalia, Macroscelidea, Macroscelididae.